This is a messenger RNA of Annulohypoxylon truncatum, 288 nucleotides long. RefSeq lists its product as uncharacterized. NCBI's taxonomy places the organism in Eukaryota, Fungi, Ascomycota, Sordariomycetes, Xylariales, Hypoxylaceae. Gene Ontology annotation, cellular component: mitochondrion. The record is from RefSeq and is a predicted model, not a curated record. The coding region runs from base 1 to 288 and encodes 95 amino acids. Gene Ontology annotation, biological process: electron transport chain; mitochondrial respiratory chain complex I assembly. The transcript has 3 exons.
AUGUAUCCCUCAAGGAUACUACGAUCGCAGCAUCACGGCGAGAAGCCAAACAUCACCGGCUUCGACAUCCGGAAAUUCGCACAUGCUGCCGGGCAACCGAAAUACGAUCCUUGGGAGAAUGCGGAAAAGUGGCGGUACACAGGCCAGUUCUCGCGAUGGAACCGAUUUAAACAUGCCUUCCCCGGCUUGGGCAUCGCAACUGUAGCAUUUGCUGCCUACCUCGGCUACGAGCAACUAUUCCUCAAGGACGAGCACCACGGGGAGGGACACGGCGAGGAGCACCACUGA